Messenger RNA from Plectropomus leopardus (leopard coralgrouper), 8197 nucleotides. It is a transcript of the gene dop1b, whose product is annotated as DOP1 leucine zipper like protein B. Gene Ontology annotation, biological process: Golgi to endosome transport. The record is from RefSeq and is a predicted model, not a curated record. Gene Ontology annotation, cellular component: trans-Golgi network; endosome. Lineage: Eukaryota; Metazoa; Chordata; Actinopteri; Perciformes; Serranidae.
GUGACUAUCAGCCCUGCUGCUCUGAGGAUGGUUUAUGAAAAACUCAUCCCCAAAACUGAUUACAGGUUCACAACCUCGUUUCCUUUAGCUAUGUUAGCGUGAAGGAUGCACCACGAGGACCGGACUGUCGCUUCUUUGAGUCGGACCGCUUUGAACGGAGGGCUAUUGUUUCGCAGUUGAAAUAUUGUGCUGAAUAUGCUGCGAUCAGACUGAUGCAUCAUGGAUCCCGAGGAGUUAGAACUGCAGAAUGACUACCGUUACCGUAACUAUGCGUCGGUCAUUGAGAAGGCGCUGCGAAACUUUGAGUCCUCAAGUGAGUGGGCAGAUCUCAUAUCCUCCCUGGGCAAGCUCAAUAAGGCAUUGCAGAGUAACCUUCGCUACUCCCUCCUGCCUAAAAGGCUGAUAAUAGGGAAGCGUCUCGCCCAGUGCCUGCACCCAGCACUGCCAAGCGGAGUACACCUCAAGGCUCUGGAGACCUAUGAGAUCAUUUUUAAAAUCAUUGGAACAAAAUGGCUGGCCAAGGAUCUGUUCAUUUACAGCUCAGGAUUGUUCCCGCUGUUGGGCCAUGCAGCCAUGGCAGUGAAGCCUAUGCUGCUGACACUGUAUGAGCGUUACUAUCUCCCGCUGCAGAGGGCUUUGCUGCCCAGUCUGCAGGCCUUCAUAACAGGAUUACUGCCAGGUCUGGAGGAGGGACUGGAAGUGUACGACAGGACUGAUGCGUUGCUGCUCAAGUUGUCCCUGUUGGUGGGUCAGCAGGUGUUCUAUGGUGCGCUGUGGGGUAGUAUGCUGGUCACCCCCAUGGUGCGACUGCCCGCUUCGGUCUUUAUUGUCACUCAUUUUGACUGCAUGGCUUCUGUGCGCCAGCAAUCAUACAUGCUGGGCUACGACCACAGACAGGUGAUAAAGUCAGUGUGUCUGUCUCUGCAAGAUACAAACGUCCUGGUGCAAAGGAACAUGCUGGAAAUCCUGCUCUUCUUUUUCCCCUUUGCUAUAUGCAUGGACCCAGAGCAGGCCGGUAUCUCUAUGACUGGUAAAGAUAUGGUGACCGUGGUGUCCGCAGCCUCACUAACUCUACUCCGCAGAGACAUGUCCCUCAACAGACGCCUUUACGCCUGGCUCCUAGGGACUGAUAAAAAAGGAUUCAUGGUGGCACCACACCCCACCCUCUCCACGACUAUGGAGGAACACACGUCGUUCUACUUCAACACCUACUCCAAAGAUUUCCUUGUGCAGGCUCUAAUUAACAUCCUCAAACAAAAGGAUAUGGAGAGCGACCCAGAGAAUGUGACUGGGCACCUCAGGCCCUUUCGCAUCAUCAUAAGUCUGCUUGAUAAACCGGAGAUAGGUCCAGUGGUCUUGAGCAGUGUGUUGCUCGAGGUGGUUCGAGCCUUCCACCGCUACUGUCAUGAGAUGGUGGGGAAGGAAACCAGCUCAGGGCUCUCAGGCAACCAGCUGGCCAGCAAGAUAAAGGAGAAUAAGAAUGCAUCGGAAAUCAUAAAGACGGUGAAUAUGCUCGUGAGCUCCAUGAACAGUGAAUACCUGUGGGAGUAUAUGACCCGGCGCUUCUGCACUUCUCUCAGUAACAAAGAUGACCCACCUAUGCCUCCUCAGCAGGAUCUCAAUCACCCACCUCCGUCUGUCACAGAAAUGUCCAAUCUCAUCAUUUUCCUGCUCGAUGUUCUUCCUCUGGAGCUUCAUGCUGACAUCCAGUCCCAGUUCCUUCCUGAGAUGCUUGGCACCAUGCUGCGGACGCUGCACGGCCAAAUGGAGUUUGUAAGCCUGGAGGAUGUCACACAGAGUCUACGCGCCUGCUUCAAGGUCCUGAGUAAGAUCCAGAUGCCUGUGGCUUAUAUGGACGGAGAGGCGGAGGCACAGACAGACGAGAUGGAGUUACUGUCACCUGAGGAAGAGAGCAAAAAGACUCAGGAUAUAGAGGGGGAUAAAGAUGGCAGUGUUGGUCAGGUUAAUGGUCACCUUGGAGAUGAAGAGCCAAACAGAGAUGGAGGAGACGAGGCAGAGCCUGCAGAUGGUGUUUACCCAACGCUCAGGUCUGAAGACAGCGGAUUGGGCAUCAGCGCCUCACCAUCAGAGCAGCAGCUCCCACCAGGGAUGGGGAUGGGUGAGGAGGGAGACGGAGUUUGCAAUGAAGGUGAAGGUGUGUGGAGGAGGGGUGGCACUGUAGACACCAUGACCCAGUGUCUGCAGGACAUAUUGGCCUUCAUAGCUACAAGAUACCUGCUGGUGCAGGUGGAGGAUGUCGGGGGACCAGAGGAAGAACCCCGGCCUGUCCUAACUGCUGUUCCUGUGGAUCAGAAGACAUUGUUGCCUGGCAUAGGUGGACGUGAAAUUAAAGACAAACUGUCUGAACUGUUCACUCCACACAAGCUUAAAGCUGAGCCAACACCUGACACCCCGCCCUUAGCAGCCCCAGUGGAGAAGAAAAAGGAGCGUGGGCAUGUAGGGGGUCUGGACUGGGCUGCUGGCUAUAUGCCCCGCAGCAAGGCUGAGAUCUCCGAGGCCUGUCGACAGGCCUUCACCGCCACUUGCCACCUGCUGCUAGAAUGCACCACCUUCCCUGUCUACCUGAGCGAAGAGGAGACUCUGGUUCUCCACACAGAAAUGUUUGACACCACAGGUGGUGAUGUCGACAGCCUGCCAGCAUGGUUGAGGUCCUUGAUGACGCUGUGCUGCCUGUCCAGGGACUACAACAUCCAGCACACUGCAGUGGCGUCCCUGUUGGAACUCAUCAACCACUCCCAGUCCUUAGCACUGGUCAUCCAGGACAAGCAUAGACGCUACCAGACGUCUGACUCCAACCCUCUGAGUGGGCGGCUGCAGAUGGUCACUUUGCCGCCCAUCUCCCCUGCUUUGCUCUGUGCCAUAGAAGAGAACACAGAUUUCUAUCAGAGGGUGUCCCAGGUACUGUGGAACCAGCUGGACACAGAGCGCAGAGAGCAGCAUAUUUCCUGUGUGGAACUCUUUUACAGGCUUCACUGUUUGGCUCCAUCAGCGUCCAUCUGUGAAGACAUCAUCUGCCAGGCGCUUUUGCACAAAGACAAGUCUGUUAGGCUGGAAGCACUGCACCGCUUUUCAGUCCUGUGGCACCUGACCCGGGAGAUCCAGAACACCAGGACCAUGUCUCUCAACCGCUCCUUUGACCGGUCUCUGUGUGUUGUGGUGGACACUCUGAGCUGCACUGAUGGCUCAAUAAGUGCAGCAGCUCAGUGCUGGCUGGUCAGGGCUCUUUCUCUCGGUGACGUGAUUCGGAUCCUGGAGCCUGUUCUGUUGUUGCUGCUUCACCCCUCCACUCAGCGCUGCUCCAUUCAGAGCAUCAAACAAAAUCUCACCGCUGGCAACCUGAAAGGUCUGAGCAACCGAAGUCGAAGCUCCACCAAAACUUCUGGGACAUCUGCGAAUGCCAUGGCAACAGAGGUCACCACCUUAAAUCUCAUGAACGUUGUUGACCGGGAAUCCCUGUGGGCAGAGUUAGACAGUGUCCCAGAGUCGGGGAAACUACCGGACCCUUUAGUGGUAUCUAGGAGUGAGAGUGAAGAGACAGUCGAGGAGGAGCAAAGAGAGGAGGAAGAGGAUGAAGCAGAGAGUGAACACACUGAGUCAGCUGACACUAGCGGUGCUCAGGUUUCCACUGAGAACUCCAGCUCCGGCUCUGUCCCCUCCAACAGCGUCGACGAAGGAGGCAUGGUCAAUGGUCUGCGGAGGACAGAGUCUGAGCACACACAGGCGUCUGAUUCACUGUCAAGUGAGGAUGAGGAGGAUCUGGAGCUGGAGGCCAUGGCCAGGUCUCGCCUUUUAAAACAGGAGCGUGAGAAGAGAGAGGCCAUCGACUCUCUGUUUCGCCACGUGCUUCUGCAUCCUGUGGCGGGAGGCUGGCGCCAUCUGCUCCAAGGCUUGGCACUGCUAGACAGCCUGCUCAGGAGCAGCGCUGAGUGCCCUCUGGUGGACGCUCUCUCCUACACCUCUCUGGACACAAGCUCUGCUGCACAUUUAAAUCUCGUCUCCAACCUUCUGCAGCGCCACCAACAGGCUCAGGAUGGUCACGGCUUCUAUGGCUGCUUGCUUUCCCCGUCCUCCACCCCCUCUGUGCCGCCAUCCCUGCUCAUUGAACUGCUGGUGUCUUUGUGCCUGCGAUUCCUGCGCUCCCAUUACCCCUCCUAUCUGAGCCUGGGUCCUCUUGACCUACAGGGAAACAGGGAGGUGCAGGUGAAGAGUGUGGAGGUGCUGACCCGGAUGGUGAACCAGCUUGGCUGCAAGGUACGGGGACAAGAGAGCAAUGGGGCCAGUCUGGAGCCCAUCCGCAGACUCCUUUCAGAAUGUAAAGUGCAGCAGUACGCCCUGCUAACACUUUCUGCAUCCAUGUAUGUGAGCCAGAGGGGGACAGAUAAAGGGUCACCCAAGGGUCUGGAGCUGCUGGAUGAGCAGGGAGGCCUGUCAGAGGAAAGUCUGGUGAAUCUUGGAGCAGGAAGCGGACAGGAGCAGUACCCCUUACAAAUGGAAUUACUGAAACUCCUCCAGGCUCUCAUAAUCCUGGAGUACCAUGUGUGGCCCGGGGGGAUAGUCUCAACAGCUGGGUCAGGUGGAGCAUCUGCCCAACCCAUGGAGCCUCGGGAAUCACCAACAGCUACUACCCCGCUUGCUCGAGAGUGGCAAACUGCAGUCCUUUUUCAGCAGUCCAUCAAGGCAGCGCAGUAUGUCCAAAGUCACCCCAUCACAGCCCAAGGGAUGUUUGUUUCUGCUGCAGCCAGGGCUCUGCAGCCACAGUACGGCUAUGGCAUGCACCCCCACUGGGUGUCACUGCUGUGCACCUGUCUGCCAUAUUUGGGUCGCUCAUUAGGCAUCAUUGUGACUCCGCUCAUUGGCCAGAUCUGCAGGAACUUGGACGAGCUGGUCAAGCUCUGCGAGCAUGAUGGAGGAAAGACAAAUCAGAGCCUGAGUGGUAGGAGGGAAAACAUUGCGCCUGAUUACCCUCUGACUCUGCUAGAAGGCCUGACCACCAUCACACACUAUUGUCUGCUGGACAAUAAGAGGUCCUUUGUUGCUUGUGAUCCUGUGGAUGUCCGUAACGCACGCAGCGCUGUGAUCGAGGCACUCCCGCACAUGCUCAGUAGCAUGACAUUGUUAUGGAGGGUGGUCAUGAGAGAAGAAUACCAGAGACGUGUAUCUGACACAGCACAGAGCAGCAGACACACCUCUACCUCUGUGUACUUCAAAAGCACAAAGAUUUUACGGCAGCGGAUACUGGAGUUUCUGGUCCCACUAACUGGGCAAUAUGGGAUUCAGCUCAUGGCUUCACUGGGAGCAGUGUGGAGCAGCAGAAAGAGUAAAAGGAGACAUAAAAACCAAGUUUUACCUGUAGCCAGUGAGUCUCGUCUCACCAUCGUGGCUCUGGUGAAGUCGCUGCACACCUUGCACACAGAUACCAUCCUACAGCUGGUCAAGGAGGUGGUGAAAAAACCACAUCAGAUCAAAGGAGAACAGAAGUCAACUCUGGUAGAUAUCCCCAUGUUACAGUUCAGCUACGCCUAUAUACAGAGCAUUUCAGCUCAGACUCUGCAGGAAAAUGUGGCUCCUCUCCUCAGUUUGUUACGGGAGUCUGUUCAGCUCAACCUGGCUCCACCUGGACACUUUUUGUUGCUGGGAAUACUCAACGACUUUGUCAACAGGCUCCCCAACCUGGACAAUAAGAAGGACACUAGAGAUCUGCAGGAGGUGACUCAGCGGAUCUUGGAGGCAGUGGGUGGGAUCGCGGGGUCCUCUCUUGAGCAAACCAGUUGGCUCAGCCGCAGCCUGGAGGUCAAAGUUCAGCCACAGGUGUGCGCUGAAGCAGAGGAACCUGAUGACGCAGACGUGGACGGUGACCAUUAUGAGUCAGUGGCUCAAGCCAGCACCAUGGUUUCGUCUUCAGCUCCCUCAGUUUACAGCGUGCAAGCUCUUGUACUCCUGGCUGAGGUCUUGGCACCUCUUCUGGACAUGGUUUACCGCAGUGAUGAGAAGGAGAAAGCCGUUCCUCUCAUUUCUCGGCUCAUGUACUAUGUUUUCCCCUACCUGAAGAACCACAGUGCCUACAACAUGCCCAGCUUUGAGGCAGGUGCUCAGCUGCUGAGCAGUCUAAGUGGGUAUGCCUAUACCAAAAGGGCCUGGAGAAAAGAGGUCUUUGAGCUCUUUAUGGACCCUCUCUUCUUCACCAUGGAUGCCUCCUGUGCUCACAGUUGGAAAUCCAUUAUCGACCACCUGCUGACUCACGAGAAGACCAUGUUUAAAGACAUCAUGAGCAUGCAGAGUGGCUCCCUGAAACUGUUUACCAACGUAGACCAAAAACCCAUGCUGCUGAAGCGCCAGGCAUUCGCCAUGUUCAGCGGAGAACUCGACCAGUAUCAUCUGUAUCUGCCCCUCAUCCAAGAGCGUCUCACUGAGGCUUUGCGGAUGAACCCUAGCCCUGGUGUUUUAGCCCAAAUGUUCCUGAUGUUUCGUGUUCUCCUGUUGCGGAUUUCGUCCCAGCACCUCACAUCUCUUUGGCCAAUUAUGGUCACAGAACUGAUUCGCAUAUUUGCACGUCUAGAGAAAGCUCUGCAGGCAGAUAAAGACGUCUCAAAGCUGGCUAAAGUGGUGCGGGGAGCCCUUGAGAAAAAUGGACCAGUGAAUUUCUCUCAGGCAGAGUUGGACAUGUACCUGUCAGCCUGCAAGUUUCUGGACACCUCCCUGGCGUUUCCACCAGAGAGGAUACCACUCUUUCAGAUGUAUCGUUGGGCGUUUGUCCCGGAGGUUGAUGUGAGCCGCUACAAUGGCCCAGAGACCGCGCUGAUAGAAGGCGAGCAGGACUGCAUACCGCAUGUUGUCAGAGUACUGGAAGGGAUUCAGCUGCGAUACGGGGCACUGAAUGGGCUGAGUGAGGAAUCCUCCACAGAGCAUUUGGAGUUCCCCCUCCUCACUCAGCGCUCUCUGUCCUCCAUCACCCAGCUGCUGCCUUUCCUUCGUACCCUUUGCUGCUCCUUCCAGAGCCCUCCCCCCUACAGCCAGCCCAUGCCCCACUUCCCAGUAGCCGACUACCCAGCAGCCAGCGCGGACUCAGUUCUUAAGAAGCUGGAGUGCAUCACAGAAGAAGAGUUCCUGGACUCCAUGGAGGGUUAGAGCUCAAGCAUGAAGCGUUCAUGAACGAAGUCCUCUUUAAGCCCUUUGACCUGCAGCCAUACCAGUGGAAUACCUAAAACAGGUACAAGUGGUGAUAAUGUUAUAUUUGGAAAUGGGAAAAAAAAGGAAAUGGAAUUCUGUUUUUUUAAAUGUUUUAACUUGUCUGAGCUCCACAUGAAUACAUGUACCUCUGAGGUUCUCUCACAGUGAAUCUGUACUGAAAAAGCAGAGGGACUUUGUUGUAGCUGUGGGUAUAUGUAGCUUUAUGAUUAUCUGAAGAAAAAAACAUGGUGGAAGUGUGAAUCACGAUAUACUGCAGAAUGCUUCUUUCUCUCUCAAGGACGAGAAUCAUCUCAGCUGCAAAAUAUGAACACAUUGAGAUUGUGUCAGUGUCUGAUCUCUCUAAUUUACAUGGUUUUAGACUAAAAAAUGUCACCACAAAAAGAAGUUAUGUAAACCAGCUUCAAAUUACAGCCUAUUGUUUUUAUUAGGCGUGCACCUUAUAAUAACAAUAAUUCUGGUAAUAUUUUUUAGUUUGACACCAAAAAACAGAUUCGCUGUGAAGAACCUUAUCAAGUAUUGUUAAUAUGUUCUUUUGACUUUUUCAUAACCUCUGGUUAACCACACGUUCUGGUGCGUGCUUACAUCUGUCUGACUCUGUGAAUGUAAAGACUCCAGUAUAUGGAUGCUGUUGGUACUCUUCUCUUUUGUUGUUAUCGAAAACAUCAUUAUGGGACCUCACAAACUUUUGGACUCAUGUUAAGAGUUGUCUGAGUAAGUUACUGAAUGUGAUUAUGUGUACACCAGGUAAACCCUUUGAAAUGUUAUUGGGUGUACCCCGCUAAAAUAUGUGCUUGCCAUUUUUUGGUGUUGAAGGGAAAUCCGCCUUUCUUUGUAGUUGUUCGUUGAUAGUUUUUACAAAUGCCUGUUGUCUUGUUUUUCCACAAUGCUGAAUGCUUAUGUAAUUUAUUUUGGAUGUUCAAAGGACCAUGUCAAGUUCUGAAUUAACAGAAGGAAGACUCAUUGAAUUAAAUAUUAAGUUUAAACUGUG